This is a messenger RNA of Ostrinia furnacalis (Asian corn borer), 1718 nucleotides long. RefSeq lists its product as uncharacterized. The coding region runs from base 550 to 1686 and encodes 378 amino acids. Lineage: Eukaryota; Metazoa; Arthropoda; Insecta; Lepidoptera; Crambidae. The transcript has a single exon. The record is from RefSeq and is a predicted model, not a curated record.
AGCGGUCAGCUGUGUUUGCAACUACUCUCUAAGAAUUGACUCCCUAAGUGUUGUAAAAACGUCUAAUCAUCUGCAAUUACUGUUUUAAACUGUGCUCAAGUGUGUUCUCCAUCGAAUAAACUACCAGUGUGAAUAAAAAUAGUGAAAACAACGCAAAUUACAAUCGCGCUGAAUCAUACAUCAACCAACAGUCAGCGCAGUCACCAUUAAGUCCAGCGCGAAGCCCACAGGUGAACAACACGGUUACGCACAGCGCAUAAGCACCAUAGUCGCGCGCACCCACCCGCUACUAGUCACCACUACGUCACCGCGCAUGCGCCGUGCAUUGGGUCAAAGAUUAAACAGCGCAGAAGCGCCUCUGCAAUCGAGAUUUUUUUGCUUAAAACGUCAUUUUGAGUCGCCUCCUUGUCGCAAUAAGCAACUGCUUUUAAUAAUAUUAGCACACUGCCUUGAAUAGUAGGCUUAAAAUCAGAAUAUCACACGAUAAUAGCCUAUCCCCUGCCCCUGACCAUUUUUAAAGGCAAUAUCACAUCUAGCAAAACUAUUGCCAUGCCUCUCACUUCAGACUUAUCGAAUAUGACAUGGGGUUGUUGUAAUAUGAGCGACCUGGACGACAGCAGGGGUUAUGUUUGCUGCAUGCAAUGUAAAAAAUACUACCACAACGAAUGCUUACUUACCUCGGGAGUCAAAGAAAUUGCACUGGGGGCUGACUGGGCUUGUCCAUUAUGCUCUUUGGAAAAACAAAGGCGAUCAAAGCAUGACAACGCACCGAUCAAAGCUUCAACGAGCAGUAGCAGCAACAAAGCCUCCCACCCUAACCAGCCUAAGUCUACCAGAAGAGUCAAAAGGCCGGCUAUUUCGUCAUCUCCCGAGAUGUGUGUAGAGGAAGUGGAGGCGCCAGAGUAUAUAAAUAAGGACGAUCUGAGGAGUGUAGUGACCGACGUCGUCAGGGCGGAACUAAAAGAUAUGUUUACCCAGUUCCAAAACUCCUUCUCUAAUAUGAUUGAUACCCGGCUAAAAGCUGUUACCGACGAGCUUAAAGAUCUAAAAACGUCCAUGAACUUUAUAAGUGAACAAUAUGAGGAUUUUGCUAAGGAGAUGAAUAGCUGCUCGUCUAGUGUGAAGAAACUAAAAGAAGAUAGCUCUAGUAUGCAAGAAAUGAUCAAAGACCAGAACAAUAAAAUUAACCAACUUGAACAACGCGCUCGUAUGACCAAUCUCGAGCUACAAUGCAUUCCCGAAAAUAAGAAUGAAAACCUCAUUAACCUCGUAACCAGAAUAGGAGAAGUAAUUGGAUGUAUUAUUGAGCAAGAUAAGAUUUUGUACUGCACAAGAACAGCUAAAGCCAACCCUUCCAGUACACGACCCAGAAAUGUUAUAGUUCAGUUUAGCUCUCCUCGAGUGCGUGAUUCAUUUUUGGCUGCAUCAAUCUCUUACAAUAAAAAACACAAGCUGGAUAAACUAAACACCUCUCUACUCGGUAUAGGUGGCGAGAAGAAACCUAUUUUCAUCACAGAGCAUUUAUCACCUACAAACAAGGCGUUACACGCAGCCGCAAGACUUAAAGCUCGGGAGUUGGACUUCAAAUAUGUCUGGGUAAAGGAAGGCAGAAUCUUCAUGCGAAAAGACGACGGCUCAGACUACAAACUAAUCAAGAGUAUGGACUGUUUAAAUAAGUUGAAAUAGGAUUCUUAUACUACUUUUACUCGUUAUUAUAA